This is a messenger RNA of Homarus americanus (American lobster), 14950 nucleotides long. RefSeq names its product steroid hormone receptor ERR2-like (gene ERR). NCBI's taxonomy places the organism in Eukaryota, Metazoa, Arthropoda, Malacostraca, Decapoda, Nephropidae. The transcript is spliced from 10 exons. Gene Ontology annotation, molecular function: DNA-binding transcription factor activity; nuclear steroid receptor activity; sequence-specific DNA binding. The record is from RefSeq and is a predicted model, not a curated record. Gene Ontology annotation, cellular component: nucleus. Gene Ontology annotation, biological process: regulation of DNA-templated transcription. The coding region runs from base 1545 to 2822 and encodes 425 amino acids.
CGAAGGUGGACGUCUGCCGCCGCUACCAACCACCCCACAGUGCCUCUCAUAGUGCCACAGUGACGAAAACCAAUAGAGCCACCUUCCACCACGAGCCACCCACACCCCCCCUACCCCUCCUGUCUCACGUAAACAUCUCACAAACUUAUGAGGUACCACCGCCAAUGGUCCUGUAAGCUGUAGUUCAGAUUGAGUGCCUUAAAUACUGUUACCAAGUGAGGGACGUAGCAAAGAUUAAAUCCCAAGUGAGGAGUGGAUCUAUUUUCUCUCCCGCCCCUCCUUCCCUCACUUCUCUCUGACUCAUAUAAACGACUCAUAAAAAAUGCUCAUAACUCACCAGCAGACAAGUAACCCUCCUAAGGUGACAAUUUUCAAACAGUGCCUUACAGUGAGAUAAAUUUACAUUCACUGUUACUAAGGUCUCGUGUGUCUGUCUUACUCAUAAACUCACAAACCCGCUCUCACAAUACUCACAAAACUGGUAUCUAAGCGACUCGACCAACUGAUUGAGGAUUAUCACUCGAGUCACAGCGAUCUAAAGCCGCCAUUUGUAGAGAAGCACCUCACUAUAGUCUCUACGUUCUACAGCAGCCAUAUUGCUCAACCCAAAUAUACCAAGAGGGUCAAACACACACAGAUAUUUCAGUCAACUAAAUCCCAAGAAAACCCGAGAAUUUGAACCCAUUUAAAACCCAAGAAAUCCCAAGAAAACCCGAGAAUUUGAACCCAUUUAAAACCCAAGAAAUACCAAGAAAACCCAAGAAUUUGAACCUAUUUAAAACUCACGAAAACCCAAGAUUUCACCCCAUUAUCAGGUGUAGAAAAUACAGAACUUAAUGUACACUUUGAAGGUAAGUGUACAGCAGGGUGUUCAUGUGAGUGUAACCUGUGUACUGUACAAAGAAAGGACUUGUACUUACCAACACAAGUACAUCUGAUUACUGUACUAAAGUGUACUAUUUCAUACCAAGUGUCUCGAUAAGUACAACUGCAUCAGUGUCUUGCGAAAAUUCUCAAGUGUAAACCUAUGUGUACUAUAAACUAUACAGUACCACGAGUAGAGUAAGUGUAUCCCGCGUGGUGAGAGUAUACUUAAGUGUAUUGGUGCCUAAGUGGAUAACAACAACAACGAGACGAUCGAACACGGGUAUAUAGCCAAAGCGGACAGGUGCGACCACAGGUGUUAAGUGAAGCGGACAGGUGCGACCACAGGUGUUAAGUGAAGCGGACAGGUGCGACCACAGGUGUUAAGUGAAGCGGACAGGUGCGACCACAGGUGUUAAGUGAAGCGGACAGGUGCGACCACAGGUGUUAAGUGAAGCGGACAGGUGCGACCACAGGUGUUAAGUGAAGCGGACAGGUGCGACCACAGGUGUUAAGUGAAGCGGACAGGUGCGACCACAGGUGUUAAGUGAAGCAAAAAGAAGAAGAGGGAAGACAGAAAAAACGAAAAAGGCACGCGCGUGUGUCUGUCUGUGCGUGUGUGUGUGUGUGUGUGUGUGGAGUGUGAGGUCGUAGUGGCGGGGUUCAUCACACACUCGAGGAUGAAGCAAGAACUUGAAGACUUCCUCACCUUCACCUCGGACUCACCUGAGGACUUGGUGAGAGAAGAUGUGAUGAUUGUCUCCUCCUCUCAGUGUCUGCUGGACUACAGUGAGUGUGGGGAUGAGGCCCAGCCGUCACCUAAACACAUGAAGCUGUUUACCGACUCCCCGCCCAGCCCAGAUCACCAAUUCUGUUCCUCUACGACCUCCAUGGCCAGUGACUCAGCCCAUACCCCCUCAGAAAGUUUACGAGAGGACGACGGGCCCAAGCGUUCGUGUCUGGUGUGUGGGGACAUAGCGUCGGGUUUCCACUACGGCGUUGCAUCCUGCGAGGCUUGUAAAGCUUUCUUUAAGAGAACCAUCCAGGUAAGAAAAGGUAACAUUGAGUACACGUGCCCGGCUGCUAAUGACUGUGAGAUCAACAAGAGAAGACGGAAGGCGUGUCAGGCAUGUCGGUUCCACAAGUGUCUGCGAGUCGGCAUGCUUAAGGAGGGCGUCAGGUUAGACCGGGUGAGAGGAGGACGGCAGAAGUACAGGAGGACCACAGAGUCGCCGUUCUCUCUCCAAAUGCCCGUCAAAAAAGUUUCCUUAGAAGAUAAUAAGCUUCUGAAAUCCCUCAUCUCGUGUGAGCCCGACCCCCUCUACGCUCUGCCCGACCUAACGGUGUCCGACGCAGACUUCCUGACUAUAUCCACGCUGGCUGACCUCUACGACAGGGAGCUGGUCUCUACCAUAGGCUGGGCUAAACAAAUUCCUGGGUUCACCGAGCUCGCACUAAAUGACCAGAUGCGGCUACUACAGAGCACCUGGGGGGAGAUCCUAACGCUGGGCCUGGCUUACCGCUCCAUGCCCGCUCAUGCCCACACGCUCCAUUUUGCUCCGGACUUCAGUUUAGACGAGAAACAAGCGAGGGAAUGCAAUGCUACCGAGCUUUUUACGCAGGUUCUGGGUGUGGUUGAGAGACUGGAGCAAUGCGGCAUCAACAGGGAAGAGUUCUUGCUACUAAAGGCUCUCGUGCUGACCAACUCGGACGUGCGGCUUCAAGACAACCAGGCCCUACACCGCCUGCGGCAGAAUAUCCUUCAAGCACUGCACGACGCGGUAGCAACAAUCAGACUACGGGACGCGGUAGUACAGAUGCAGUCGCUAUUACUGUGCUUGCCGUCGUUAAGAGCAGCAGACGCGGCCCUGAGGAGGUACUGGCUCUCCGUACGGCACCAGGGUAGUGUGCCCAUGAACAAGCUCUUCGUUGAGAUGCUAGAGUCACAUAUGCGGUGAAUGGGAACUAAACUUAAUCCUUAAUUAAAUAUAUAUAUAUGGCAAACAUUGAUUUACAUUAAUGGAGGAAAAAAAUUAAUGAUGUGGCAGGGAUGUGAAGUUAAUGAUGUGGCAGUGAUGUGAAGUUAAUGAUGUGGCAGGGAUGUGAAGUUAAUGAUGUGAAAGGGGUGUGUUGGUGUUGUGUGUUGAGACGAACUUCCCCACUGAGGCUUGCCAGGUGGUCACGGAAGCUCCGGCGCUGACCACUGUGGAGAUGUUUUGGUGUCAUGUCUUCCAAGUUCGAACUGGAGUUGUGAGGGAGAGAAUCGCUCGCCGUGUCGGACGCUUCCCCCCCGGCGCACGACUCGACCGCGGGGACGAACGCUCCGACGCCCGGUGAUUACGGCGAGCGAAACGGCGUCUCCAAGAUGAUGACGAACGCCAGGAGGAAGAACGAUACAAUACUCCAUAUAUAGAAAAGCCUGCCAUGUUGCCAUACACUCAGGUAUUGUUGGCAAUUGUGUUCAGCCCCAAGAAAAUAAACAAAAGAACAUAGAUCACCAUUAAGAGAACUUUAACCCCAAUGUGAGAUUUGAUCCUAUGUACUAUGUGUAUAUAUAUAUAACUGUUGUCAAUGCUACUCCCACCGAGCGACACGUUUGGCGAUGUUGCCGCUGUAUGCAAAUCAACUAACACGGUCAGCGAAUCAGAGCAAUGGACGAUAUAUUUAACAAAUUCAUAGUUUUUUUUUUUAUUAGGACUGGAGUCACAAGGGCUCAUGUUUGCUGAUCUCCUCAUUCGUCGGCAGUAGACUGAGGACGACGGCAGUGUGUCGUCUCAAAACUCAGUCGCUGCUAUAGGGAAAAAAAUAAGUUGAUAGAAGUGUACAUAUUCAUUUUCUUAGUAUCUCAAAGGCAUAGGCCUGUGUAACAGUACAACUGCUUAAGUAAGAGAAACCAAUAAUAAAAAUGUGUGUGUUGUCUGUUUCUAAUUAAAUGUGAAACUUGUCAUGUGUUUAGACAUUAUAAUAACUACCAGUAACUCUACAGUCACCUGGACAAUGGCAGAGUACACACCAGGGUGAUUAUAGGGUUAACGAGCAAGAGUCGUUAGGCUACAUCAGGUGCUAGUGUCCCAUGAUAAACAUUUGCCCAGAGAGUAUAAUAACCCUUAUGAGACACUCUGUUGAAGUAUGGUGUGCUAACUUGUUCAUAAUUUACACUACAAUGUAUACAACCCAGGGAAAGGGGGUGUACUGGAGGCUUGAACUUGGCACGAUGGUUGAUGGUGUGUGUGUGUGUGAUGCAAAUUCCUACACUUUUAAUACACAGUAUACAGAAAUUACCAGUGUAUUAGAGACAUAUGUAUACACACACACACACACACACACACACACACACACACACACACACAGCAUCGAGCCAAGUUUAAACCUCCAAUACAACUCCUUUAGUGUUUAUCCUUUGUCUCAUCUAAGGGCCCAUGUAAGAAUAACAACCUGUUUAUAUACAUACAUACAUACAUACAUACAUACAUACAUACAUACAUACAUACAUACAUACAUACAUACAUACAUACAUACAUACAUACAUACAUACAUACAUGCAUACAUACAUUGUGUACCCAAAGUCUCUCUCUUCUUAGGCACUUAACGCUGUACAGAAACAACCUCCAAAUACCAGAUCGUGCAAAAGGGUGAUACUGUAUUGAUUCCAUUGCAACAGAAUAGACAGAGCAUUGCAGAAUCAACAUCGAUCAGCAUCCACAGUAACGACAACCAUUAUGAAGAAUUACCCCAUACUGUACUGACGUUAAGAGCCUAUGGAGUCACACUUUAGGGCCAUAUUGUAUAUAAUAUGUUAAAAAAAUAUAAUAUAUAUUCACCAUACAUCCCAGAAAUCAAAUAAUGUUAUAACUUGUCUUCCCAGCUGUAAACUGUCAUGGUGGAAUUUUGGUUAUGAGUUUUUCAAAAUAUGUCUUCCUUAUUUUGAGUCAUAUUAUACUUGGAGAAUAUGGCCUUGGACACCAAUGUGAUUUAUAUUGGAGUUAUGUUAAAUACGGAGGGUUAUAUACACACAUAUACACUGUUAUGUAUGAAUUGUUGCCCCUCUUCUCUGCCAUGGUGUAUGAGGGGGGGGGGGUGAAAUGUGUCACUUUAUGUAUGAUGAUUCGUGUAUAAUAUCUCCUAUUCACUGUGUAUUAUUGGUGUGUUUCUUCUGUCAAGUGUUAAUGUGUAUGAUAUGGUAUACUUUUUAUAUUACGUAUAAAAAUGUAUGUUUUAUAUUCCAUGAUGGUUAAAAGGUAGAAAUAUAUAUGGAUCAUACAACAAACACACACACACAAUUUCUACAUGGGAUAAUCUUUUAAAUUUACCGAAGGGGAAAAAAAAUAUCAACAAAUCACCGCAAUGACAGUAAAAACAGUGGGUAAGGCAGCAACUCGAAGCUCGCAGAUAAAAUCAAAUACCACGUUACGAUUUGUGGAGAUAAUGCCUUCUUAGGGGUUGGGUUAGGUUUAGGGUUCAAUAUUGUCGCGAUACAAUUGUUUACGUAUUUGUGUGUUUACGUCAAGGAGCUGUCGCGUCUGUCGUUUCGCUAUGGGCCUGAGGAAAAGCGUCGUGUUAAUUGCGAACCACUGGAGGCAUACACAGACACACAUCCCUACACACCAAAACAUGCACACAUCUUCACAUACACACACUGAAAUGUAUACACAAACACAUCCCUACACACACACACACACACCAAAACAAACACAUACCAUAAAACAUAUCUACACACAAACACCGACCGACAAACAGACAGACACACACACAGACAGAGCAUCGUGCCAAUAUUAAACCUCCUAAGCUAACUCCUCCUCCUCAAAUAAUCCACAAAACCUAAGCCCAUCAUACGACAAAUAAACCAGAAGCGAAUAAUUACGUCAAAUCCCGACAUGCCGAAGGUAGCGCACUUGAUAUUAUUUUCACUACUCCUGCGAAAAAGAAUAAAAUAUAACCAAAAAAUAGAAGCAUAAAUACUCACAGGGCAGCUGGCAUGACAAUAUCCCCCUUCUGUUUGUUAUCUAAUGGAUCGAGUUAAUUUCGUCUAUUUAUUUACCAUUUUUGCUAUUUCAUUUUUUAAUUUAUAUACUGGACUACAAUGUUCAGUUCAACUAGUACCGUACUACUGCACUUUAACUAUCAUCUCUUUCAUUAGGGCGACCCGUGCUAAGUGUCAUGGUGAAUUGGGGGUUUCCGAUAUUCGAAUACAGUAUCUAAAUUAUUUCCUUAUGCUGGGGAUCGGAGAAAACAUCUAAGUGAAGGUGAAGUCUCGGUGCAAUUCUGAUGCCAUUUUGACGAUCGUGUUCGUGGGUUUGUCCGAGCGAACCGGAUAGAUGCGUUUUUAAGUCCCGAGUUAGAGUUGAGAUUUAUUACAUUAUCCGAACUACAGAGAACCAUGGCCCUGGUUUAGGAGUCAUUAAAUUGCGUUUCACGGACUUUAAAGGGAGGAGCAUACCUUUACAUUUUCUCUCAGAGUGCGUUUAGCGUUAUCACUACCGAGGUAUAUAAAUGUUUACAAAAUAUAUAUAAACUUCUCGAUGAUAUUUUCUGCAGCAUAAUAUUUAUCAAACGGAUAUUUAUCAUGAUUUGUAUUAUUUAUGUUCAUUUAUAUAAUUAAUUUCCAAUAUACAAAAUUAUACAGUAAAUGUUGAUAAGUUUAUACACAAAAUACAGUGAAUACAAUGUUUACUUCUGUAUUUAUAUGAUGUAUACAAUGAUACAUAUUUUAUUUAUUAUUACAAUGUAUUCUUCCUAUGUGAUAUCUGUCCCAUUGUCGUACCAUGAACACGAGCGAUAUAUCACACGGUACUAUUUGUUCAUUCGGUCAAAGAUGGUCGUUCCAACGUUGUCUCCUGAACGUAAAACUACACCGAGAAUAUUUAUUCAUAAUUGUCAAAGACAGUUGUUCCGUUAUGGCACGUUAAGCGCAAGAUUGUACCUUGGUCACAUAUGCCGAACUUUGUUCACACCAUUGACGACAAUUUGUUCAUAGUUCAUGCUGGAUAUCAAUUUGUUCAUCGUUCACGCUGGAUAUUUGUUCAUCGUUCAUGCUGGAUAUUACAAUUUGUUCAUUGUUCAUACUGGAUAUGCAAGUAUUAAAGACAAAAUACGAUUAUUUCUGGAGCACAUCGUACAGAGCUGUGUCCACUUCACCAGACCAUACACGUAGUUAUCUGUGUAACCGCAUCACUGUGCAAUAGAUAAAGCUGUUCAUUAUUAGUGUCUCUACCACAACCAAAUCCAUGUAGUACUAUAACCCUAAUGCGCCUCAGAUGAAACUUCCCGACAAGAGAGAUAAUCGAUGCGUGGCGCGACGUCCUCCGAGGGGAUCAAAACCCCAUCUCUACGUCGCCAAAAUCUCCCCUAGUUAUGUAGCAAGUCUGUAGUAAAUUUAAGGUGAUUCUGAAUCAAUGUGUUUUAAGGCUGAAGGUUUUAGUCAAAAUGCUUAUUGUUACGGCUCGUUAUUCCUCGACCCGAUGAGUGAGUGAAUUUGUCCCUCACACACAGAGUCGUUGUUCACUGCUGGCCCUAGGUGUAAUAUUACUGUAAAUCAAAUUACCAAAAUGCCCCCUGGCUUGAGUCGGAACCUCUCUGGCAUCCUGGGAGUGGCAGGUAUGAGUCCGAGGUCACAGACACAAUGUUUAUUUUGUCUGGUAAAUGUUGCCAAAUGAAUGUAUCUAAUUAAAGUUGAGUCUUGGUGUAACUUUAAUGCCAUUUUUAAACGUUAUUAUUCUACUUUGACUCAAGUCAGCCACUUAGGAACAUUCUCGCACCAGCAGUUACGAGAACAAUUGAACGUACGAACCACUGUGAACCUUGGCUGUAGUCUGGGGGUAAACUACCUUAAAUAUACUAUCGUUAAGAGGACCACAAAGCUCUCUCGGGCAACGAAGGCUCCAACAUUAUUGUGAUUACAUAGCACUGCCCUAAGACAAUGGCGUCUCCUGCUUCUACACUCCUCAACUACUAAAAACAAACAGAAUCAAAUUAAAUACCUUUUGGUCGCACCGCUCGUUAGAAUGUGGCGAAAGAGGCGACAUUCUUGGCUUGGGAUUACCGGUGUGGUAGACGGUGAAUGGAUACUAAAUCACACACCAACUCGUUUUUGUUUUAAUAUAGGAUGAAAAUAUAUGAUGGAGGGGUAAAGGGAAGGGAGGAGGGUACUAAUUGUGAUAUAAAGUGCUAUAUAAACAUAUAUAAAUCGUGCAAUAAUCGUCCUAAAUUGUGCUAUAUGCAAUACAACGGAGAACAACUUAAACUUAUUCCUGUAUAUUUUCUCUUCUUGGGCAUUAUAUUAUCGACCCGAGACUCACCAGUUCUCUGUUUACUGACCUGAAGAUCGGGCGUGGAUGACCUGUGUACGUAACACUACCAACGACCAUCAAACACACACAUACACACACAAAGCCUGCAGUCAUAACCAUGUAUUGAACGUGUAAUAAUACAAACCUAAUAUGAUUCAGGUCAGGUCAGUCAGGUCAGGUCAGGAAUUAGCCGUCAUAAAGAAUUAUCCAAACCGUACACAAGCCAUGACACGCCCACCUCAAGCGAAAGGACAUCGAACUGCCGUGGGUCACAAUCGGGUCGUUAAACCACUCAAAUCACUGAACUAGCUAAACUACACUCCCCUCUGAAGCACUACAGUAAGAGGCAGCAGCAGGGGCGAAGUCUUUUAAAAUAAAAAAAAUAAAAAAUUGUGAUGUCUAAAAAGUUCAAAGGAAUGUUAUAUAUAUUUUUUUGGUAUGUGUUUACUAUACAUAAAAUAGUACAGUACAGUAUUUUCUGUUUGGGUGAGAGAGAGAGAUAGAGAGAAAUAGACUCUUUGGUGACCAUCUUGAAGACUUGUGUACCUCCACUGUAAUGUAACUUGUGCAUCUCAUUUAAUGUUGUUCAGUGUUGCGUAGUGUUGCGUAGGGUGACUAUACGUACUUGUAUUGUUUUUGUUUUUCUAAAAGAUAAUGCACCCAAGUAUCUGUGUUGCAAAGGGUGAGGUUUGUUUUUUAAAAGAUAGAUGUACACCCUAUCAAUGUUGCAAAGGGUGAGGUUUUGUGAUAGAUUUGCAGCACCCUACCACUGUUACAAAGGGUGAGGUUUUGUGAUAGAUUUGCACCCUAUCAAUGUUUUGCAAAGGGUGAAGCUUUGUGAUACUGUAUGGCACCCUACCAGUGUUGUUAAGGGUGAGGCUUUGUGAUACUGCACUCUACCAGUGUUGCAAAGGGUGAGGUUUUAGGAUAGAUUUGCACCCUAUCAGUGUUGCAAAGGGUGAGGUUUUAGGAUAGAUUUGCACCCUGCCAGUGUUGCAAAAGGUGAGGCUUUGUGAUACUGCACCCUACCACUGCUGUAAAGGGUGAGGUUAUAGGGUAGAUUUGCACCCUACCAGUGUUGCAAGGGGUGAGGUUUUGUAGAGAUACUGUACCCUGUCAGUGUUGCAAAGGGUGAGGUUUGGAAGAAGACACACCACGCCCUAACUAUGUGUGUAGCCGCUAGGGAGAUCUAAUUAAGUGUUACGUGUUGUUACACAGCCACACUGAGUGUAAUUCCGUCCGUUGCAGGUGUAAAGGGUUUGCUAGGCCCAGACUAGCCCAGGCUCCUUAAGCUAUAGGUGGCACAUACUGUAGACUGAUUGUGAAAUGGCCUCAAAUACCUCCUAUGAAAGUGGAUCAAAAUUUUUUUCCCAACUGACCUAAAGAACUGAUUUUUAUGCUAAUAUAUUUCCUAUAACUGAUACUCAAAAUUAUACCUGGUGUUUAUAUUAUGUAAAUAAACAAACACAGGACAGUAGCUAACUCCCAUGAGGGUGAGUGAUGCCUUCCUCGGAUAUGGGUACCAGUGGCGGCCAAUGACAAGAACCAAACACUCAAUAAGCCACUGGUAGAUGGGAUGGAACAUAUGGCCACUCUGUCCCAUCAGAAAUAAUGCUUAAAAUGGGCUUCACCUCUGUAGUAUCUUAAAUGAGAUAUAAUAAUUCCCACAAGUCUUUAGCUUUAAGGGAAAACAAAGUGAUACGUGUGACAUGAAGACACUAUUGUUAUUAUGAAAAGAUACCAUGACACUGAAGAGGAAAGCAUCACUACACACUAAGGGUUUUUUAUGUAAAUUAUCAGAGGUCGACCUCCCACAACACAGACAGGUAUAUGAGGCCAUUAAAUAUGUCUUUACACGAGGACGGGUAAGACGACUCGCUGUUAAACGCUAAAAAAAGUCUUCGUCGGGAUAAAAAAUACACGAACGGUUGUGAACUUAAGCACGCCAGGACCUCCACCGGUAUAAACGUCGACGAGCCGUGAGACACCAGAGCUGUACUUACCCGUCCUCAACAACUGAUAUAUAUACAAUGUUAUUAGGGUGUUCCUGGACGCGUGUGGCCGCCAAUGUACUGUACAUACCGUUACUCUCGUCUUGGGCACAACCUACUAAAUAUAAAUACCGUUAUUGUUGACUUUUUUGUCGUUUUUUGGAUGUCCGUGGAUGAGGAUAGAUUGAGAUUAUUUAACAAAAGUAAAUACAUAAAAAAAAACACAUUUGGCAAUGGAUGCAUAUCAACAUGCUUCACUUGUGUUGUUAUAAGCUCAGCCCACGAGACUGAGAAUAAGCUAUAUUUUUUUAUACUGUUUUCUACCUAAAAUCUACCUAAUGGAGCAUCACUAUUUUGGAAUUUUGUCAUUGUUCGAGGAGAAUUAAAAAAAAAAAGGUAAAAUAUUAUCUAUGGCGAGGAGCGUUCACUGUGGCACAAAACCCAUGAGAGCCUUUGUCCGCUGGGGGAGUAGGGGGGAUGAUGGUGGCGUCGUCCCCCCCUCUACCCCCACACCACUACCGCUACUAUGACAGCUUAACAACAAGACUCCCUCUCACUGUAAUAGCAAUGUAAUGAUGUAGCUGCUGUGUGAGUACCGUACCUCUGUCAUAACAAUGUAAUGCUGUACCUAGCCACUGUGUGAGUACUGUACCCGACCUGUGAGUACAUCUACAGUUGAGUACAUCAGACCAGCUAAACUAUGUAGUCAAAACAGGUAGUUCCAAUCAAGUUAUUGGAACUAUUUACACAGACAAAUACAUACCAAAUGCCCAAUCCGAGAUCCACCCAAUCCACCCCCUGGGCAGGACCAAUCAGAUUAGAGAAUUUAUUGCAGCCAAUUAGAUUACAAAAUUUAGUGUAGCCAAUCAGAUUAGAGAAUUUAGUGUAGCCAAUCAGAUUAGAGAUUUAGUGUAGCUAUAGUGCUGUUCAGUACAUGUCAAAUGGGCACGUCAAAAAAGGGUAAUCAAACAGCGCAAAUUAGUGUUUUCUGGUGGUGUGAGCUGAUUUUCUUCUGGUAUUGGGGCAGACAAUGGGUACUAGAUGGGGCACAUACCCACCAACCAACAGACUGCCCCGGAAACCUUAUCAAGGUUAAACAGUCCACAAUAAGGGUACUGCCAACCUUCCACACAAAAAGUGCCGCGGGUAAUAGUUUGGUCAGACCUUAAACGAACCAUACUAAAUCUAGCUAACUCACUCCAAUAGCUCAUAGUAGUCCACGCUAAACUGAUUAGUGUUAAAAAAUACUUAAUCUAGAUAUAUAUACUGUAUGUGCUUCUCUAAAACACCAAUCACAUCAUUAAGGGCUAUGAGUGGUAUAAUUUCCUUACAGUAUAUCAAAAGAUACCAAAAAUUAAGUCAUAUUUGGCUUAAUAUGUGAGAAACCUAUCAAACCUAACCUCAGUGUCCUUAAACUGUGGUGGGUACUGUUGCUGACGAUAAACAGAGGGAUAACAGCAUCAAUCACGGUACAUUCCUCGCCUCACUUGGAUGUAUGCAUUAUCACUACGACCUCAUUAUUGUGAUAUCUGAAAUCCUCAUCAAAAAGAUCCAACUGGUGGUACAAGAAGACAUUAGCUAUAUCUCGACACCAUGUAGAAGCCAUUUGUGUUUGGUUGUCCACUGAGGGCCAAUUCUUGUGGUAGGAAUGUCCACUAGUAGAGAGAACAAUGUAUUUAGAGGCAGGACUCAUAAGCUUAUCAAGUACAACUGUGUUUUAUAGAUGAAUUUGUCGAGAUGAGUAAGUGUGUGUCGUUGCCUCAGCCCCAAGUGUUGUGACUCAAACACGACCUGACAUUAUGAAACAUUAAACCUGUCCUUAAUGAUCUAAUUAAGGUCUACUGUAAUUAUCUGCAGAUGACAUCAAGGUACUACAAUAUUAACUACCCAAUUAAACAUAACGAUCGAAUAAUUUAGCUACGAGUGAAUUAAUCAAUCGAAAGGUAAAUUCAUAGUCACAACAUGUUUACCUUGAGGCAAUGAUCAUGUGAAUACUGGCACUUCUGAGUGGAUAAUUCACUAAAUUCCAUACGAGACAAAAAUACCCCAUACAGUAUACAGAUCGAGAAUCCUUUAUCCAUGACCCGUAACCUAAUACCUCCGGAAUCCGUGAUGCAUCCGGCCUCAAAGAUUUUGGAUAAAGGAUUCUCUACCAGUAAUACAUAGUCAUUAUCAUACAUCAGCCAUUAACUAUGAACCGGUUUGGUAGACGUUACAUUGAGCAUAUGGCUGUAAUUCCUUGGGGGGAUCUAGGAGAUAUACAAUGGAUUUACAAUGGGCAUUAUUAUUGUUAUUAUUGUUGUUACUAUUAUUCAUGAGUGUAAAAGAUGAAUAAGGGAUACUUACCGAUGAAUGACUGUUCCUACCACGACAUAGACCAACUGGUGGUAAUGCGGUACAAGCCCCCAACCCCCCAUGUGAAAGUGUACUGGUGUUAUUGGUCGCUGGUAGAGGUGGAGGGGAAACGCUACUAUUUGCCAUGUAUUAAAAGGUGACCCAUACAAGUGUGAUAGUUAGUACAUGUGUACUGUAGGUGGGCUGGUGGGCGUAGGUUUAAUUUGUUACAUGGGUGAUAGUAUACUUCUAAUAAUACAGUACCUACAGGAUAAUUUGUUACAGCAACGUGAUAGUGCUUCUCAGAGUACAGGGUUUUUAAUUUUUUCGGGGCUGUGGUGCUGUGACCGCCACUGUACUACACUGCUGUUAUGUUUAGUGAGAGCCGUGUAUGUAGAGCAGUAAACGAGUAUAUAGCUGUUAGUUGUGUGUCUGAUGAUGAGAGAGAUAUCCACAACCAGCACUUAAAAGGAGUGAGGGUUACGAACGUGCAAUUGUUGAUGUUGUAGCGUUGACCAAUUCACAGCAAGAUGGUGGUAACGGCAUAUCAAAGUAACAAACAACUACCCAAUUCAACGAGAACUGGGACUAACGAUAUCCAGUGAUUUCAUUGCCAUCGUUAUCACCUAAGGCACGGAUACUUAUGGCACAAAUGUACUCUCGAAUCUUAAUAAAGUUAGAAUCAAAUCCUAAUUAGGACUACUCCCCCCCCGCCCCCCUUCCUUUAAACUAUUUUAUUACCAGAAUUAUUGGCCUCCGCUGUUGACCUAUUGGCUAACUCCGCCCACUUUUGGUUUCCUUAGCAACCGUUGAUUCAUAGAAGUUGAUUGGCUGGUGCCCGUUGCUAAGUGACAUAUUUCCCCCAUUCAAUCUUUGGCAUAAGGAUUUUGUUUUUACUAGUGAGAAUUAAAUAAGCUUUCACAUAAAAAAAUCUAUUAAAGUAAAAGAAAUUAAAAAAAAUAUCAAUGGCUGUUAGUUAAUAGACCCUCCAAUCAACCUACACAAAGUUGUAAGAAGCAUAAAAGUGUGAAGCAAAAAUGGACAGAACUCAGAUGAUAGAUUGAUGUUACGAUAAAUUCUAGAAUAACAUACAUACAGUACUCCUACCAGUUCAGUGGGUACAGUAAAAAAAAAACCUAACUCCAUGUAGCUAGUUACUUAUGCUUGUGGACAAAUAGUAAAUAGCAGAAGGCCUUGGCUAGUUGUUCACUUAAUUAUGUACAAAAAUGUGAUAUUCAAUAUAAUUUUCAUUGAUAGUUGGUUCACAGGUGAUAAAUAAAUGAUGUCUUGAGACCCUAAAACACCACAGUUGAAGCUGCUCCCCUUCCUGGCUCCCCCCCCCCCACAACUCACCGUCAUCUCGCCUUAUUAUACAACAUUAGACCUAAAAAGGUGUCGCUUCCCUACGUACAAACGUUCCCACGAUUUAACUUCCAACUAAAAUUUCGUAAAAAUCUUUUUCUUUCUCUCACUCUUUCUUCCUUUUCCUUCAUUUCUCUCUCCUCUGUAGUAUCCUCCUCCUCAUGUCUCCUUUUCUACCUCAUUUCUUCUCUCCUUCUUGGGUUCCUUCCCAGUCACCCAGAUAUAUUUUCAGCCCGUCAAAAACUGAACAUGCAAAGCUCAAAAUCAACAACACGCACCAUAGACAAAGAGGCACCGUACGCGCCCCCGUCUGUGUAAACUAAACCAACCUCAAAACACCCCAGCGUCGGACCUCAAACCAGGCACGUAACGGCACCUGGUUUGAGUCCCGACGGAUGGUUGUAUCAAUCACCUGGCCAGCUUUACCCCCUUAAUCUCGUCACAAGCUAAAUGUAUCUAACCUGCACUAAUGUUCUCGCGUCUGUUAUUUUACCAAACAAAUCCCGUUAAGUAUUUUCUUCCUGAAUCGAAGUGAUGAUAAAGCAGCUUGGGUGAAGGGCUACCCACGAUGUGUCUGAUGAACCUAUGUAAGAUGUUGGUUGGUCGUGGUGAGGCUGUGUGGAUAGCUACACUACGGUACUGUAGGUGUGAGAGUACUGUAUUCUAUAACUAACUGUGACAUUAGGGUUGAUAUAUUCCCUACCCGUUGUGUACAUAAAUGAGACGUGUGGCGAUUGUACGUGAGCGCCGUACAUGCGGGGAAUUAAAAUAAAAGGCCACACCCGUCUAACUGCUCCAGCUAUCCCUAUAUGUUAAUGUAUCAGUCUAUGCAACUGAAUAUCUAAAAAACAAAAAAAAAACAUUAAAAAAACAUUAAAAACGUUCACACAACUGCCAAAAUAUAUUAUUGUUACGAAUUCUGUUUGUUUGUUUUAGUUGGUCAUACGUCAUCACUCAUUAUCAGAAAAUCACGUUUCAUUUCAUAUGUUGUAUUAAUUAAGGCGGAAUUUUGAUAGGUGUUCAAAGCCUAUAAGUUUAGCCUUCCAAGUUGUCAUGUCUCUGGUCUAGGUUAGUGAAAUGUUGCUCUAAACAAGCAAUAAAUGGUCAAGGUUA